Messenger RNA from Aaosphaeria arxii CBS 175.79, 2097 nucleotides. RefSeq names its product Phosphodiest-domain-containing protein. Lineage: Eukaryota; Fungi; Ascomycota; Dothideomycetes; Pleosporales. The record is from RefSeq and is a predicted model, not a curated record. The transcript has 3 exons. Gene Ontology annotation, molecular function: nucleoside triphosphate diphosphatase activity; ribonucleoside triphosphate phosphatase activity. Gene Ontology annotation, biological process: nucleoside triphosphate metabolic process. The coding region runs from base 1 to 2097 and encodes 698 amino acids.
AUGUCAACGGAUAUUGAUGCCACGAAGAAUCGAGGGUCUGACACCUAUAGCGUGGAUGAACGUACCCUAUGCGACGCUUCCGACGACGAAGGUUAUAAAAAUGGAAGGCCCUCUUCGGAGGUAUCGGAAGGGGAUCAUGAUAUACUAGAGUCGGAAGAUGAGAGGGAAAGACUCUUGAUAUCACAAGAGAGCAAGACGGGUUUCUUUGGCAAGAAAGGUGUUAAAAUCGGGCGACGAAAUGCGAAGAACAGCAGCACCGAUGGAAUACGACGCAGUAAGAAGGUGCACAACGAAGAAUCAAGCGCGCUCAUGUACGAAAUGGAAGAAGGGAUUGGCGGUUCAUCACCGAGUUUCUCAAGGCAUUCGUCCGAAUCAGACGAACAGAGACUACGCACGACUACUACACAGAGAAAGGCAUGCGCAAGCCCAGCCCAAGUUUUUAGACGAUUAUGCAUAUACCUCAGUAUAGCUGUACUUUUUGUGGUACUACUCGUCUCUGCCUACCGAUUAUCGGGCUCGAAAAAGACACGACCGCCUCCAGUUAUGGUUUCCAACGGAACCUCGCUCUUCGCUCCGACCACCAUAUUGAUAUCACUAGAUGGAUUCCGUGCCGAUUUCCUAUAUCGCGGACUCACACCCACUCUCAAUAAAUUCGUUGCGAAUGGCAUUUCACCAAAGUACAUGAUGCCCAGCUUUCCGAGCGUCACUUUUCCUAAUCACUAUACCAUGGCGACUGGAUUAUACCCCGAGGCGCACGGAGUUGUUGGGAAUAGCUUCUGGGAUCCCUCUCUGAAGAAGGAAUUCUACUACACUGACCCUGACCGAAGCCUACAGCCCUUUUGGUGGGGAGGCGAGCCGCUCUGGGUGACUGCGGAACGACAAGAAGUUCCGACAGCAGUUCACAUGUGGCCCGGCUCGGAGGCGCACAUUGCCAACAUGGACAUAUCCUACAUUGACAAGUACAACGGGUCCGAAGUGCUCUCGAGAAAGGUGGAUCGUAUGCUAGGUCUUCUAGAUGUGCCCGGCCCGAUGGAUCCAUCCGUUAAGGCGGACGAACCACGACCCCAAUUUAUCGCUGCAUAUGUCCCGAAUGUAGAUGCGGAUGGACACAAAUACGGCCCGAACAGUACAGAAAUUCGCGCAACCAUCCAGGAGGUCGACGCUAUGCUGGGCUCGCUUCUUUCAGGCCUUGAAUCCCGUAACCUGACGAACAUUGUAAACGUGGUCAUAGUCUCCGACCAUGGCAUGGCGACCACAGAUGUUACGCGACUAAUCCAGCUCGAAGAUUUGGUAAACGUUGAGGAGAUAGAGCACAUCGAUGGCUGGCCGCUAUAUGGGCUUAGGCCGAAGAAGAUGGAGGAUCUAGAAAGAAUCCACCAAGACCUGUUGGCAAAGGCCAAGGACAAUCCCAAUAUCGAGGUUUAUCUGAAGGACAAGGAUAUGCCAGAGAAAUACCACUUCUCGAACAAUGAGCGCAUCGCUCCACUUUGGAUUGUUCCUAAGACUGGCUGGGCAAUCGUGACCAAGGACGAUUUUGACGUAGAGAAGGGCAAGGAGAACGGCGAUGUCUACCAUCCCCGUGGCCUGCAUGGGUAUAACCAUGAGCACCCACUGAUGAGAGCCAUAUUCGUCGCUCGUGGCCCCGCAUUCCCCCACACGCCAAAUAGUCGGAUGGAACCAUUCCAGAACAUCGAACUCUACAACAUCGUCUGCGACUCUAUCGGCAUCACUCCCGCACCAAACAAUGGCACCCUACGUCUUCCAUUGAAGCCGGUCGGUCUACACGACGAUCCCGAGGCUUCACAUAAUGAGACGCCAGUCGACCCCGUCGAAGCAUCAAGCUAUUUCACCACAGCGACAAUGACGUCUUUCUCAAGCUUGAUAGCUUCGGCUUCAGGCCUCGAGGACACUUUCUCCUCCAUCCAUCAAGAAGUCACCACGACGUCCUCCUCUCCAGCACCUCCACCACCGUCGGCUACUCCAAGCAGCGAAUCCUUCUGGGAGUGGCUCACUCACAAGGCCGAUCACAUCGAGGAAUGGGUCGAGGAUUUCCUACACAAUCACACCCAUAACGGCGCGGAGAAGGACGGAGCAUGA